Hipposideros armiger (great roundleaf bat) is the source of this 2303-nucleotide messenger RNA. It is a transcript of the gene CDIP1, whose product is annotated as cell death inducing p53 target 1. The record is from RefSeq and is a predicted model, not a curated record. The coding region runs from base 419 to 1045 and encodes 208 amino acids. Gene Ontology annotation, molecular function: zinc ion binding. Lineage: Eukaryota; Metazoa; Chordata; Mammalia; Chiroptera; Hipposideridae. The transcript has 8 exons. Gene Ontology annotation, cellular component: cytoplasmic side of late endosome membrane; nucleus; cytoplasmic side of lysosomal membrane. Gene Ontology annotation, biological process: intrinsic apoptotic signaling pathway in response to DNA damage by p53 class mediator.
CUUUGGGCGGGUGGGGUGGGCGGUGUGCGCGUAAGCCCGGCUGGGCUGAGGGUCUUGUCCUCCGAGCGACUGGACCCUGGCCAGUCUCCGCGUACGCUCGACCUCUGGCCCCUGGCCUUUCAAGUGUGAGCUGGCUUCCCUGCUGGAUCUCCCGCAACCCGAGACCCAGGACCACCGAACUGGAAGAAUUCUGCCCGGAUCCAGGCAGAAGGCCUCACAUAAUCACAUGACCACCUCCGUGCGCAGACACCCCCGCCCCCAUAUGCUGUGCUGCUGGAGGCUCAGGCUGCAGUGUCUGUCCUGUGUAGAUAAGCUCCCCAGAGCCCUUCGUGUCAGCCCAGGCCAGCACUGGAAGGAGCAUCACCUGCCUACCAACUCUUGAGUACCUGGGAUUGGAGGUCCAGGAGAAGCCUUGAAGAUGUCUAACGACCCACCCCCUCCUUAUCCUGGAGGCCCCACAGCCCCGCUUCUGGAGGAAAAGAGUGGAGCCCCGCCCACCCCAGGCCGAACCUCCCCAGCUGUGAUGCAGCCCCCACCAGGCAUGUCGCUGCCCCCUGCCGACAUUGGACCUCCACCCUAUGAGCCACCGGGCCACUCCAUGCCCCAGCCUGGCUUCAUCCCCCCACAUGUGAAUGCAGAUGGCGCCUACAUGCCUCCAGGUUUCUAUCCUCCUCCAGGCCCCCACCCACCUAUGGGCUACUACCCGCCGGGGCCCUACCCGCCAGGGCCCUACCCUGGCCCUGGGGGCCACACAGCCACGGUCCUGGUCCCUUCGGGGGCUGCCACCACGGUGACAGUGCUGCAGGGAGAGAUCUUUGAGGGUGCGCCUGUACAGACCGUGUGUCCCCACUGCCAGCAGGCCAUCACCACCAAGAUCUCGUACGAAAUUGGCCUAAUGAACUUCGUGCUGGGUUUCUUCUGCUGCUUCAUGGGGUGUGAUCUGGGCUGCUGCUUGAUCCCCUGCCUCAUCAACGACUUCAAGGAUGUGACGCAUACGUGCCCCAGCUGCAAAGCCUACAUCUACACGUACAAGCGCCUGUGCUAACGGAGCCGGGACUGGACUCCCUGCCGUCGGUCUGCCCCCUGUGCUUCGCUCCCCGCGCUCAGUGGCUUGUGUCCCCACUCCCACUUUGGGGUGGAAGCCAUUCCACCGGUCCCCUGGAAGUCUCGUCCUUUCCACCUUGCCCUUCCCUGAGCAUCUGACUCUUCCGGCAAAAAUUCUGUUGGAUUGAAGGCCAAGAAGGGUCAUCGAGUAUUAUCAGGGAGCUGGCACUGAGCUUGUGUGUUGCUGGUCUGCUUGUUGUUUGUGAUCAGAAAGAUAAACUGGGAAGGGUCUCCCUGCUGAGGUCUCACUCCUCCAUUUCUGUACAAAGUUCAAGUUUGGUCCUGAUUCUCCCUGAGACCAAAAGCAGCCAGAGCGGUGGCUGGUUUCCCAGACCUGGGCCUGCAGCGGGGCUGUGCUUAUAGGCACAGUUAUUUCUGAUCUGCUGGGCUGAGCGGGGGAGUGAUUUCAAGCAGAACAGGGUCAUAAGGCCAGGGUUUGUUUCUGGGGUGCUAGAGGCGGGCAUGAUGGUCAGAGGGAAUGACUCUGGCCCUCAGAAUUCUCAGGAACUCAACACCUUGUCCAAGUGCACAGGAGCCACCUGGAGUAAGGUAGAGAAGUCAGCACAACUGCAGGUCAGGGGAUAAGUGACUGGGCCCUGGCUCACCAAGAAGGGACUCGCCUCUGACCCCUUGCGUAGCGACUUUUCUGGUCAUGCCUUUGUGAACCCAUCUUUGCUGGGGCCAGAAGGAAUGCUCAGCAACCCAAUCCCUCUGUCUAUACCGUGUCCUUGCUGCGUGUGAGUAUGACCUCUGCCUGGUGGCUGGUAUGCCCCCUUUGGGCCUGGAAGUGGCACAUAGGGCCCUCCCUAUGGGCACUCAGAAUUGCAGUGCCCACUCAAUGGAGCCUCUUCCCAGUGGACGCUGGGCCCUUUCCCCUGGCCAACUCGCUGCCGCUAUGCUUGCUCCAGGCACUGUGGUAGGAGCGACUGCAGCACUGCACUGGGGACAAGGAAGGAGCAGCCCCAAGUGGCAGAAGUGCCCUGGUGGACGCUAGCCCUACCCUGGGCCUGAAGCCACACUGUAUCUUCUGAUGGGUUUGUCUGUGAACUUGCUCCCAUGGACCGAUGUACCCUGCCGCCACCCCUCUCUCUCCUGGUGCCACUGCAUGGCCUCCUGUCACUGUGAAUCGUGGCCGGUCUGUUUGUAGUUUCUCAUUAAAUGGGCCCUUUCACUCCCCUGCCCUGGGCCUCUGCUCUUUU